This is a messenger RNA of Durio zibethinus, 2831 nucleotides long. The record is from RefSeq and is a predicted model, not a curated record. NCBI's taxonomy places the organism in Eukaryota, Viridiplantae, Streptophyta, Magnoliopsida, Malvales, Malvaceae.
CCUAAAGCCAAUUGGGUGGUGGUGGUGGUGGUGGUGGGUGCGGCUGUUACUUUUAUAGGAGGCUAGCAAGGGAGCUCUCUUACCACUUCGACCGUGCUUUCUCCUCCAUGCCAGUCCCUUGCUCUUCUGUCACAAUUCCUUGGUCUUCUCAUAAUUUGAUUUCAUUGGUUUCAUCUAAUACAGCAACCACUGCUCCCUGAAGGCUGCUUCGUGAUUGAUUCUUUUUAUUUAUUGGGCUGCUUUGUACCUCGGUUAAUAGAUUUGUUUCUUUGUUUAUUGUACAUUUCUGAUUAACUAUUGCCGUUGGUGGAAUUAGAAGGGCAACCAUGUUGAACUUCAAAUAGAGAUAUGGUGCUCUUUGUAAUAAUUGCUGAACAAAGGAUGUGUGAGGUUGGAUGAGAGUAUUUGAAAUUCUUCCUCCCCCGUAAUGGCCUCAAAAUCUGGCGCCAAAAUUUCUUCUAAACAGCAGUCCAAGACAAGCACUGUCCAAAGAGUAGAAGCAGAUGAGCCAGAGCCUUUACCCUCAAAUGUUUCCAAGACAAACAAAUCUGAGCUGGUUACUCCCGAAUACCUCCUCAAAUUGGUAGAAACUGCACCAAAACAAGUUGAGGUGGAGUGUUAUGAAAAUAAAAGGUCACCAAUUUUAGAUCAAAAUGGUUCUGUUGAAUCUUUAACUAAUAAGUUUGAAUCAAGCUCAUUUUCACCAUAUGUUGAACAAGCAUCAAGCGGAGUAGAUUCUUCCAUUUAUAGGACUAGAGAUUCACCUGCAAUUUCUGUUGAUCUAGAAAAGAAAACGUCAGAGUAUGGAAGUGUUAAAAACAGCUCAGUAUCUACCAAAGUUAGUGACGGGACCAAUAGUCUUGCCAAGACUAGUGGAAGUGCCAAGAUUAGCGACCGUCUUGAUAAUGUUGGGAGUGGCAAGAGCAGCAUGUGCAGAGGCAGCACAAGCAGUGAUGUGAGUGAUGAAAGCACAUGCAGCAGCUUUAGUAGCAGUAUCACUAAGCCUCACAAAGGGAAUGACUUGAGAUGGGAAGCUAUCCAGGUUGUCAGGACAAGAGAUGGGGUUCUAGGUUUGAGCCAUUUUAGACUGCUGAAGAGGUUGGGUUGCGGGGACAUUGGGAGUGUCUAUCUGUCAGAGUUGAGUGGAACUAAGUGUUACUUUGCAAUGAAGGUUAUGGACAAAGCAUCUUUAGCAAGUCGUAAAAAGCUGCUUCGGGCUCAAACAGAAAGAGAGAUACUGCAAUCUCUUGACCAUCCCUUCCUUCCUACACUUUACACACACUUUGAGACGGAGAAGUUCUCCUGUUUGGUAAUGGAGUUCUGCUCUGGUGGAGAUUUGCACACCCUUAGGCAGAGGCAGCCUGGGAAAUAUUUUCCAGAGCAGGCGGUAAAAUUUUAUGUAGCAGAGGUCUUGCUUGCAUUGGAAUAUCUCCACAUGCUUGGGAUCAUCUAUCGUGACCUUAAGCCAGAAAAUGUUCUUGUGAGGGAAGAUGGUCAUAUAAUGCUCUCUGAUUUUGAUCUUUCCCUUCGUUGCAGCGUCAGCCCAACUCUUGUCAAGACAUCUUCUCUUGAAUCAGAACCAUUAAGGAAGAACCCUAUUUACUGUGUCCAGCCUGCUUGUAUCGAACCUUCCUGCAUUCAGCCAUCUUGUGUUGCUCCAACAACUUGCUUUUCUCCCCGACUCUUUUCUAGCAAGUCCAAGAAAGACCACAAACCAAAAAAUGAAAUUGGAAACCAAGUUAGUCCAUUACCUGAGCUAAUAGCAGAGCCAACUGAUGCCCGUUCAAUGUCAUUUGUUGGGACCCAUGAGUACUUGGCACCAGAGAUCAUCAAGGGUGAGGGUCAUGGAAGUGCUGUUGAUUGGUGGACUUUUGGAAUCUUCCUUUAUGAACUCUUGUUUGGUAAAACUCCUUUUAAGGGAUCUGGGAACCGGGCAACGUUGUUCAAUGUUGUGGGACAGCCUCUUCGGUUUCCAGAAUCACCUGUUGUCAGUUUUGCAGCAAGGGACCUCAUAAGGGGGCUACUUGUAAAGGAACCACAACAUAGAUUGGCUUAUAAACGAGGGGCAACUGAGAUUAAGCAACAUCCCUUCUUUGAAGGUGUGAAUUGGGCAUUGGUUCGUUGUGCUACCCCUCCUGAGAUUCCAAAGCCAGUUGAGCUUGAACGGAUACCAGCUCCACCACUGGCAUCAACAGGUGAAAAGGUUGCUGCCAAUGCAGCUGCUUGUGAUCAGAAAGGUUCAGACAAUUAUCUGGAGUUUGAUUUCUUUUAGAAGUCCAUGCUAUUAAUUGCAAUACCCAGUUUGUUUCUAUUUAGCGGCAAGAAUUAUUCUGAACGUCUCAGGGGUUGUUGGUGAUGAGGAUAAAGUCUUCUUGUUGACGGAUAUAAGGAGAAAAUGUAUGUUUGUUGUUGCUGCCUAUUUAAACAAUUUUAAAUCUGUGUUUCAUAAUUAUUUCAUGAACUGCCUCCGCCUCUCCUUUUACCCUGCGCUUCAAUGAGUGGUUUCUUCUGUCCUAGACCUAGAGUACUGGAAACAUGGAUGGAUAUAUGAUUUCGAACCUGGUUAUGGCAACCAUAGAGCAAUGCGGAUUGAUCAGCAGCUAUAAUUUUACGAAACGAGAAGCAAAAUUAUUUGAUAUGUAAAUAAUAUUUCCUUUUGGUCGCUUUAAAGGUUUGUAGAUCCAAGAUUAAAGCACAGCUUCAAAACCGAGGUGCUUGAUCUGUGAUUUUGUAAUGUAAUUCUAAAUGUCAACAUGCUGCUUCUCUUUUUAUACCCCAGACAUUGUUAUUAUUAUAACAAUUGCACACCAGACAACAUUCAUAUAUUAUCA